AUGCGACCGAAGGAGAACGCGGCCGUUGUUGACCCGGUCGGUCGGAAAAUACCGCUCGUCGCCAGUAACAGCAGCUCGAGUAUCAGCGUGCAGAGAAGUGACGGGAGAGUGGGAGGACAAUACGCAACCAGCAACAACAAUAACAACAACAAUGAAGCGAAUGCCAAAGAAGACGAACACACAAUAACGUCCCAUAAGAGUAGGGCACAAACUAGAACAACCGCCCGUGAACAGCAUGAAAGUAGCACAGAUGAGGACAUGGACGAGUACGAUUACGUGAAAGAAGCAACACAAACGAUCAGCAAAAUCCACAAUCACCAUCAACAACAAUUUGAGACCCCCAAAUUGACGACCAUCUGUCGUUUUGGAAAGCCAAAUAAAUCGGCCUUUAAGAAAAACAAAUUAGCAACCGCUUCCGUAACCUUCAGAACUCGUGCCGACUUUCGGUUUGCUCUAUGCGGGAUCGUCGCUUGUUAUCUAUCGCCAGCUUCCAUCCAACCAACUAUCACCACCGGCAGGGAAGCUCCCUAUCCCAUAUCGUCAGAGACAGAUGCCAACUGUUGCAAAACCUGUCCUAACAGCGAAGCGAGCGAUCCGGCCACGGGAUUGUCUGGAAAGCUAAUGUUGCACAACUGGAACUAUGAUGUUGGCUGCGGUCUGGAAACCUGGUUCAAAAUGAUUCCCUUCUAAUCAACGGAGAACAGGUUGGUUCGUGCUCCGGUUCAUGAUGUGCUGACAGUGGUCUUCCGUUUGCCGUGAGGCUGCAGGUUUCUUUUCUUUUUCUCUUCC
Topomyia yanbarensis is the source of this 789-nucleotide messenger RNA. RefSeq lists its product as uncharacterized. The coding region runs from base 1 to 690 and encodes 229 amino acids. The transcript has 4 exons. The record is from RefSeq and is a predicted model, not a curated record. NCBI's taxonomy places the organism in Eukaryota, Metazoa, Arthropoda, Insecta, Diptera, Culicidae.